AUGGUUCGAAAGAAAACUUAUAUUGGGAAAAGACUAAAGAAUCACAAGAAAAAAUUCCAAGCUUCAGUAGAAAAAAGGCGAGAAGAGAUGCGGGAAAUAAGAAAGAGGCUGAAAGAACAGAAAAACGUGAAAGAGAAACUUGACCAACUAAAUGAGCUUUAUGAAGAGGAAUGUAGAAAACGAAAAAAAGCAGAACGUAUAGCCAAUAAUUACUAUUGGGAAUGGAGAGCAGAGCGAGAAGCCAAAGAUGAGGCCCUUGAAAAUCAAAUCAACAAACCUUCCUCUCUGCCUGAUUCGUUUUACAUUAAAAGCUCGCUUUUACAUUUUGAUGUAGACGGCAAUGGCGAAGAAAUAAUCGGUGCAGGUGUUUUCGGUACAGUCAAGCUUUGUCUUUACAAAGGAAGCAUCGUAGCUGCAAAGUGUUUUGAGGAAUCUGGCGAAGAAACAGUUGCAGCUACAAAACGAUCAAUCCUAAAAGAAGCGAAAGUGCUUUUGAACUUGAAAAGCCAUAACAGCAUCCCCACCCUUCUUGGAGUAUGCUUGGAUGAAGAGCCAAACAAAAUUAUUUUACAAUUGUAUCAGAUUGAAAGAAAGUCUAUCACACUGAAUUUGCUUUGUAAACAACACGAGAAUGCUAUGUUAAGUGAAGGAGAUUGGCACAGUUUAAUUAACGAUUUAGCCAAAGCAAUUAAUCACGUUCACAUGUGUGGCUAUCUACACAAUGACAUUAAAACGGAUAAUGUUGUGAUCUACAAGAGCGCGACACUUUUGUUCCAGUUUUAA
Messenger RNA from Exaiptasia diaphana, 783 nucleotides. RefSeq names its product seven transmembrane domain-containing tyrosine-protein kinase 1. Lineage: Eukaryota; Metazoa; Cnidaria; Anthozoa; Actiniaria; Aiptasiidae. Gene Ontology annotation, molecular function: protein tyrosine kinase activity; ATP binding. The record is from RefSeq and is a predicted model, not a curated record. The coding region runs from base 1 to 783 and encodes 260 amino acids. Gene Ontology annotation, biological process: protein phosphorylation. The transcript has a single exon.